Messenger RNA from Triplophysa rosa, 662 nucleotides. RefSeq names its product glutaredoxin and cysteine rich domain containing 1 b (gene grxcr1b). Gene Ontology annotation, biological process: sensory perception of sound. The transcript is spliced from 2 exons. NCBI's taxonomy places the organism in Eukaryota, Metazoa, Chordata, Actinopteri, Cypriniformes, Nemacheilidae. The record is from RefSeq and is a predicted model, not a curated record. Bases 1 to 441 code for a protein of 146 amino acids.
AUGGAGCGCCGCGCAUCGAGGGCUCAUGAGGAGGACAGAGCAGAGAGGAGGGUGAGAUUCCGGGUUGCAUCAGCGCACAGUGGACGCGUCCUGCAGGAGGUCUUCAGAGAGGAUGCGCUCGAGGACUCUGCGGACACAGACACAACGGUCAGCUCAGAGCCCGAGCGCGCCAGCUCGCCCGCCAUCAGUGAGGCAAACAGUCAUCUGAGCGGCCUGGUGGGGCAUGAAGCUGACGACAGCGGCAGUGAGCCCGAUGAGCUCCUCAUGUACGCCAGUGCCGCAAAAGAAAAGUUGUUCACCGGGAAGCGCGUGAACAUUUUCAGUAAGAACGGAACCAUCCGGGGCGUGAGAGACAAAGUGAGUGCUGGACAGGUGCUAUUUAACAACCUGUCCAAAAUGUAUGGGGACUCCCUUGUUUUGAAUCGGCCUAAAAGACCUUGAGCAGAUGCCUAACAGCUCCUAAAUGGCCUGCAGCAGAGCAUACUGGGUCACAAAGUAGGGUGUCACUCCGGUGGAUGUCCAAGAGGCAGUACACUUCAGUAUACAUGGAAGUGAUGAACAGUGGCCAAUGAAUUUCCUGAUAAGUGAUUUAUAAUAUAUGUGUAUAUUGUGGUUCUGUAAAUAUAUUUUAUAUUAGCUUUUUGCAAAAAAAAUCUUGAAUA